Molecule: messenger RNA, 1826 nt
Organism: Trachymyrmex cornetzi
Lineage: Eukaryota; Metazoa; Arthropoda; Insecta; Hymenoptera; Formicidae
Gene: svp
Product: COUP transcription factor 2
Exons: 4
Biological process (GO): regulation of DNA-templated transcription
Molecular function (GO): DNA-binding transcription factor activity; sequence-specific DNA binding; zinc ion binding
Source: RefSeq, a predicted model, not a curated record
CAUCUGACGCCCUCGGCUACGCCGGAGGACAUCACCUGUCUGGUGCCUGCCGGCUCGGUCCUGACCUCAAGGGAUCCCUUGCCGCCUAGCACCACCCCCGGCAGCCAAGCCAACAGCUCGCAAUCCGGCAGCUCGCAAACGGAUAAAUCACCGAACAUCGAGUGCGUCGUCUGCGGAGAUAAAAGCAGCGGCAAACAUUACGGACAAUUCACUUGCGAAGGAUGCAAGAGUUUCUUCAAGAGGAGUGUGAGGCGAAAUCUAACGUACUCGUGUCGAGGGAGUAGAACUUGUCCGAUCGACCAACACCAUAGAAACCAGUGCCAGUUUUGCCGCUUGAAAAAGUGCCUGAAGAUGGGCAUGCGCCGGGAAGCUGUGCAAAGGGGGCGAGUGCCGCCGUCGCAACCCUCGCUGCCGGGUCUGCCGGGCCAGUUCGCCCUGACGAACGGGGACGCGGUCGCGUGUGCCAGCCUAAACGGACACUCUUACCUCUCGUCGUACAUAAGCCUGCUGCUGAGGGCGGAGCCCUAUCCGACCUCGAGAUACGGCCAGUGCAUGCAGCCCAACAACAUCAUGGGCAUCGACAAUAUCUGCGAGCUCGCAGCGCGGCUGCUCUUCUCGGCGGUUGAGUGGGCCCGGAACAUCCCGUUCUUCCCGGAUCUUCAAGUGACGGACCAGGUGGCCCUGCUCAGGCUAGUGUGGAGCGAGCUGUUUGUCCUGAACGCGAGCCAGUGCUCAAUGCCCCUCCACGUGGCACCGCUUCUAGCGGCGGCAGGCCUUCCCGCCUCGCCGAUGGCAGCGGAUCGCGUGGUCGCCUUCAUGGAUCACAUCAGGAUCUUCCAGGAGCAAGUGGAGAAACUCAAGGCGCUUCACGUCGACUCCGCAGAGUACAGCUGCCUCAAGGCCAUCGUCCUCUUCACCACUGACGCCUGCGGACUCUCGGACGUGGCGCACAUCGAAUCCCUUCAGGAAAAAUCGCAGUGCGCCCUAGAGGAGUACUGUCGGACCCAGUACCCGAAUCAACCGACAAGGUUUGGCAAGCUGCUGCUGCGACUACCGUCGUUACGCACGGUCUCGUCGCAGGUAAUCGAGCAGCUCUUCUUCGUGCGGCUGGUAGGCAAGACGCCGAUCGAGACGCUCAUCAGGGACAUGCUGCUGAGCGGCAACAGCUUCAACUGGCCCUACAUAUCCACGAUGUGACACUCUGUCUGGCGGCAGCUAGCUUCCGCAUAAUAUUAUACCUCGAAUAGCGGUGUCGCGGCGCCCGAUAAUAACCCGCGAGCUCGAUUCGCGUAAGAGUAGAAAAGAAUCGGGCGCGGGGCGAGGGUGGGCGACGCCGCGAAUCUCGAAUAUGCUUGAUACGAAGGGCGAGAACGGCGAACGGUAGGGCGCGAUAUCGGUCUUGUUUGUCGCGAGAUCUCGAGGUCGAAGAUCAACGCGUCAUUCUUGUCAACAUCGUCAUUAACCCACUUACGUAUCCGCGUUGCUCUUAGCGCCGUGACGCGACAAUAUUCUUUGUCAUUGAUACUUAUUGUACUCGCGUUUUGCUAGACCUGUACGGUACUCACGACGAAUCAGAAUAUCUCAAUCAGAACUUGAAAACUUUUGUACUCUGAGCAGACGCAACUUGAUAUCAGAAAGAGAAAGAGAACGCAAAAAAGAAAAAAAGGGUUAGAUAGCGAGACUUAAGCAAAAUCAUUAACGAAGUUCGACCGAAGGUGAUAAGAGAAUGCGCGCAGAAUGGCGAGAAAGGUGGGCUUAAGAUGAGGAGAGAUCGUCUCAUCAGAAGAGAAGAAUUUUCGGUGACGUGCAGAGACAAGCGAAAGAGA